Molecule: messenger RNA, 2325 nt
Organism: Brassica rapa (field mustard)
Lineage: Eukaryota; Viridiplantae; Streptophyta; Magnoliopsida; Brassicales; Brassicaceae
Product: kunitz trypsin inhibitor 4-like
Molecular function (GO): endopeptidase inhibitor activity
Source: RefSeq, a predicted model, not a curated record
ACUCCUCUCUAACAGCGUAACUGGUGUUGGCACGUCAGAUGUUACCAGUUCUGUGAUUUCCUGGAAUGUGUUAAUAUAUGCUAAAAUAUGUAAGUACUAUCUAUAAAUUUCACGUUGGUCUCUUAAUAUAGUCUGAAAAAAGUCCAAUCUUAUGAAAUAGAUUAUAUAUGUUCAUGAAAACUCGGUUAUAUAAUUGGUUAUUUAAAUUAAACUGCAUCAUUAAGAUCAUAGUUUAAGACUAAAGUGAUCUUGAACACUAUUUUUAUAUAUUAACAUUUUUAAAGCGUUAAAUCUGUGAACUAGUUCGGUCAACAAGAUUAUAUAGGCAAAUCACCAUUAAAUAAAUAUAAGCUCGCGGAGCACAUAUCCAUUUUAUUAGUGAAGUUGACCCAAAUAGAAAAGACAAAAAACAAUGCGAAAGGUGCUUAAAAAAGUGGAAUCUAUGUUUUAGAAUUUGUUGUAUUUAGUAAUAACUUAACGCUUUUAAAAAUUCCCACUUGAACAAUUACCUCAUUAAGUAAUCACACGAGUGAAAACACGAGGUCAACAAUUACUAUUAUUAUAAGCAUAUGCUUUGGUACCUUUCCUCUUUAAACGACGUGCGCUCAUCUCGAAAACAUGUGUGAAAACUAUUGACGAUUAACCGAGAAGAUUAACAGAAGUUACAAAACAAAAGGGGAGCUUUUUGUUGUUCUUUUUCUUUCAUAACGUUUAAAUAAAAACAUAAAACCAAAGCUAUAAUGAACAUAUAUAAUCUUAUAAGUUAGCCAACGGUCGGUCCAUUGCCAAGCUAAAGCUCCAUCUCCCCAUAAGAAAUAAAACAAACAAAUUAAAGAAACGUAGAAGGAAAGUGGAGUAAAAAGAUAGGCAUCUUUUUCAGAUGUCAAUGUAGUACUUGCUUGAUUAUAAAGUUAACGAUUUAAAAUCUAUAGCAGCUAUAUGUGCAUGUAUCAUGUAUACACAUCCGUGUAUAAAUACGGAUCACAUGAACUCGCAUGAACUCAAAAAGGGAUGAACCCUUUGUUUUACUUCCUUCUUGGCUUAACCGCUAUUUUGGCAGCGACCGCAAACGCUGGCGGACCAGUUCUCGACACUGAUGGUGAUUUCAUACUCGACGGCGGCAGUUAUUACGUUCUCCCCAUCUUCUCCGGUGGCGGUUUAACUCUCACCCCCCGUGGUGGCAACCAAUGUCCCCUCCAUAUCGGACAAGAAUAUUCAGAUGUCAAUAAGGGUAUUCCUGUAAAAUUCUCAAACUGUAGAUCUAAAUUUGGAUUCGUUCUCGAGUCAGUUAACCUCAACAUCGAGAUGGAUGUCAAAGCUACGAUAUGUUUUCAGUCAACCUAUUGGUGGGUCGAUGAGUGCGACAUGGCCAUUAAGAAGUUCUUCAUAAUGUCUGGUCCUAAGCCAAAACCUGGAGAAGAUUCAUCGAAGAGUUUCUUCCAGAUCAAGAAAACUAAAUAUUUUCAUAACGGCUACACCAUUGCGUUUUGUCCAAACGAUAACGAUUGCAUCGAUGUUGGGAUAUUUGUGGAUGAAUAUGGCGUUUGGCGUUUGGCUUUAAGCCCUACGCCAUUCCCGGUUAUGUUCGUGAAAGCUAUUGGAACAGAGACUUCGUCCAAGACUAUGUAUGAGAGAAAUUAAACUAAAGACUACAAAAUUAAGUAGAUAUGCAAAUACAAAAUUAAGUAGAUAUAUUUGUGAUCACUUUUUUGUUUUGUUCAUCAAUCAUUAUAUAUGGAAUAAAACAUUUUUCAUCUGUUUCGUUUUUCUCUAGUCCUCUCUUUAAACUAAAGAUUCACAUAACUUGGAAAUUAACCAGAAAAGAUGCAUUAUCAAACCAUUGCACCACAAAACUUCUACAGAAGAUUGGUUUAUCUUUAUACAUGAUCGAGUGAAAUUGCUGAAUAUUUUGAAAAUGAAACUAUACCAAAAUGUUUAUAAUAAACUCUACUAUCCGUUCUACAAAUUUCAGUAUAUAUAUAGUUCAAACAAAAAUAAUUCAGUAUAUACAGAGAGAAAUAAAAGGCAACACAAUGAUAAUCCUCUGUAUUACUGGCGAGUAAUACGUAUGUAUGAUAGAAUGUACGUGUUUAAUUUUAGACGAACAAAGAAGCGACCAACUAUCCAUAGAAAUGAUAAUGGAUUUCUCAUUUUUUUAAAUCACACGAGAAGUGAGCAGAUAAUAAAUUAUGUACAAUAGUAUUAUCCUUUAUCUGCGCACAUCUCCAAAAUAUAAUUUAGCCAUAUCGCGAGAUCCAAAACCAUUUCAAUAAGUUUAAUAAAGCUUUAUGUUAAAGAAAGAGCUUACAUUGCAUAAUAAAGCUU